Messenger RNA from Clonostachys solani, 1041 nucleotides. The record is from the annotation of a GenBank genome assembly. Lineage: Eukaryota; Fungi; Ascomycota; Sordariomycetes; Hypocreales; Bionectriaceae.
AUGGAUGCAACGCCGCCUAAAAUGCUUGUUUUCGAUGAAGACGGAGAUACACUGAUCAUUCUUCCAUACAUCACAUCAGCCUCCGAGGCAGCCGACGACCAAAAAUCAGAUCCCAAUGUGGAGCAGAAUGGAGAGAAACGGCCAGCAGAGGACGCACUCGAAAAGAAUGAGGUGCGCAUGAAGGUGUCCAAAAAACAUAUGAUGCUUGCCUCCCGCCGUGCGCAAAAAAUCUUCCUCGGCCCUUGGAAGGAAACGGAGUCAAGAGGCACGGAUGGUUUGCAUCAUUGGUUGUUUGAACCGGUUUUUACUCCCGAAGCCUUUGAAAUUGUACUGAACAUCAUACACGGGCAAACGAGAGGGGUUCCUGAUCAAAUUGGACUUGCAACCCUUGCAGAUAUCGCUGCACUGGUGGAUGACCUACAGUGCGAAGACGCUGUUUGGUUCAUUGUCAAAUCAUGGAUCCGUCUACUACAAGAACCACUUCCUCAUACCAUCUGUGAGGAUCUAGUUAGAUGGAUACUGAUAUCCUCGGUGUUUGAUGAGCCAUCUAUAUUUCAAGACUGCACCAAGGUGGCCAUUCAGUCCACUUGUAAGCAGCUGGACACAACUGGUCUCCCCAUUCGACCCUCCAUCAUUGAUGGCAUAGAAGUCGAGAGAAUAAAAAUCUUGGAUGCAUUGAUGGUGGACCUAGAAGAUCAACGAGAUGGGUUGAGCCGUGGUGAGCUAGGUUGUAAUCUCGAAUGCAGAUCAUCCUACCUUGGUGCGCUCAUCCAAGGAAUGCAUUCCACGGGUAUUCUCCCCAUCCUGGAUGUUAAUUCUCCAACAAAUGACCCAUAUGAAGCCCCUCACCGAGGACUGAGAGUUUCAUCAGCAAUGAAGGCCAUCCGCGAAAUGCCGUUUCCAGAUGUUUAUAUUACCAACAUUUACAGUUCGAGACCGUCGUUCCACACGUGUAAUUUGAGAGGGUCCCUUUGGCAGCACCUAGAUGAGGUAGAAGCCGAAAUUAUGGGCUUGAAUUUAAAUGAAUUCAUGCCUAAAUGA